AUGCCCCAAACACUCAAACUUGACGAAGAGUUGCUGGAGGAGGACAUUGGCACACUCAGUCCAUACCCCUCAAUGGCGUCGGCAUCCAGCUCUCGAGCCAGUUCAGCAACAAUCUCCAGCACGACAGUGUCUCAAUUGCCGGAGGACCUCGACAUCCACCUAAUGAUGCAUCAGAACUCGACAAGGAGACAAAGUUUUGGCCCUUUAGCGUCACCGUCGUCCCCUACGCUUUCUCUUCCAAGUGACGUUAGGCCCAAGCAACUUUCGCGUUCGCACACCCUCCCUCAUGGGUUCCGUAACAUUGAGAAGAGUCCGAGAAAGAGACAGGUGGAAAUUGAGAAACUUGUCGUUGAUGAGGAACUCGUCAAGAAGAUGCAGAGGUGGAUGCUAGGCAUUGCGGCUGUGCAAUUUGAUUUGGAGGAUGGUCCAGUGAUAGAUGGAAUCUAUCCACCUGUCAAGCUUUCGCCAGCUGAAAGAGAAAAUAUCGCUUUCAGUGCAUUCCCAGAUUCCUUUCAAUUUGACCAGGGCUCACAAAAUCAUUCAUUCCGAAUACGUGAGGAGCUGAAAGAUUUAGCGAACAGACGGUGUCCUCUGUCAGUUGAUGGGUUUAUUUAUGGCUUUGCCCAUUUUACGCAGCGGAGGGAUCCCACGUCGAAGCGAGGUUAUUACCAGUCUUCGAUUGUGAUCCUGACGUACCAUCCAUAUCCCGCCCUGUUUUCUGCGUUAGCCUCCAUCCUCGGACCGCUGUUUCAAUCGCAUGAAAUCCCGAUGCUAGAAUCAGCUUGCUAUAACAUUGCGACAUGGCGGGACCCAACUCCAGGAGAGACUCUGGAGCUUGGCUUCCUUGGUACGGUUUUACACGUAGAGAUUCCACAUUCAGUGGACACUCAACAACUGACGGAGACAUCUUCAUUUAACGAGAAAUACAAUCCGAAGCGUCAUAUCUUGGCUACAACAACACCUUUUUUACCCCCUCCAUUGCUUCUUUUUGAGGCAUCUCUCUCAAAUCUGUGGUCAAUAUGGGAAUGUCUCGUUUUAUGCGAGCCCAUCCUGAUUUUUGGGGCAUCUCCGGCCCAGACAAGUCAGGCCAUUUGGUGGUUGAGGGAUCUGCUGCGUCCAAUACCCGUAGCGGGCGAUUUUCGGCCCUACUUCACAAUGCAGGAUGGCGACCUUUCCUUGCUGGUUAACAAGUUGCCCCCCAAGGCUGGAUUAAUCCUUGGGGUAACUAACCCCUUCUUCGAGAAAUCAUGUGCCCAUUGGCCGCACGUUCUAAGCUUGGGGCGACGUUCGAUUCCAACGAGUGCCAGUUUCAAAACUCCAUCAUUAGAUUCUUCGGCGGGACCUGCUCCUGGAUGGAAGACUAGGACACAUAAACGAUAUAUAUCCAAGGACCGCGUCCUGCUCAAACAGCUCGAGCAUGCAUGUCGGGGAGAUGACCGUAGUCGAUUAAUGGCUUCUCUGGCACUCCGACGUCACUUUUGCUCUCGCACAACGCAACUAAUCACGCCUCUUGCAAGAUACCUCAAUAGCCUGAUACCCUCACCCACCGAAGUCAGCCGUGCACGGACCUCGACCAAUAUCCUUCGGUUGAAACCUUUUAACUCAGCCAACUUCUUUGCGUCUCUAAAAGCGCAUGGGAGCACUCUUCCUUUCAAAUCUACGGGCAAGCGUACUGAAUUUUAUGAACGGUGGCUCAAGUCGCCUGCUUUUGGGACAUGGGUUGCGCAACAAGAACAGAUUGUGCAGGACGUAUUGAACACUGACGAACCACUUAGCACGUAA
Molecule: messenger RNA, 1782 nt
Organism: Laccaria bicolor S238N-H82
Lineage: Eukaryota; Fungi; Basidiomycota; Agaricomycetes; Agaricales; Hydnangiaceae
Exons: 10
Coding region: 1-1782 (593 amino acids)
Cellular component (GO): recycling endosome
Molecular function (GO): guanyl-nucleotide exchange factor activity
Source: RefSeq, a predicted model, not a curated record